AUGGUCUCUCGGAUCUUGCGUUUUCUUGUAUUCUCACCAAUAUGCAGCCAGCCUUUCGGUCUAUUUCCAGUCGAUUUCGUGCCCCGUUCGUGCAAUGUGUUCCGCUAUUUUGGAUCUUUCCAUAUCCAUGUUGCUGCCGAUUUUUCUUCCUGUUUCACCAAUAUACUUGUGCUCACAGUUGCCGCAUUUGAUGCGAUGAACUACCGAACAAUCAAGUUUGUCAGUCUUCUCGUGUUGCGUCGGCAGACUGGUGAAAAGUGUUUUCUUCUCCUUUGUUAUCACCUUGAUAUUUCAUUGCCUUAG
Protopolystoma xenopodis is the source of this 303-nucleotide messenger RNA. Lineage: Eukaryota; Metazoa; Platyhelminthes; Monogenea; Polystomatidea; Polystomatidae. The record is from the annotation of a GenBank genome assembly.